UGUUGCUUUAUAAAUCCAUGGUUGGGGCUCACCUUUUGCUUGUAAGAAGUGGCCAUACGAGAGGGGGUGAGAAGAGGUGUUGAUCGAUCAAAUUUGGGAAGAACAUGAACCCGAGUUCGAGAAUGGGACUUCAUAAAGAGAGGCAUUUGUUCCUGCAAGGUGGCCAUGGAGAUCCCGGCCUUGUAAUUUCAACUGAUGCCAAGCCAAGAUUGAAAUGGACGCCUGAUCUUCACGAGCGAUUCAUUGAAGCCGUCAACCAGCUCGGCGGAGCCGACAAGGCCACACCUAAAACGGUGAUGAAACUAAUGGGAAUUCCAGGCCUUACCUUAUACCAUCUCAAAAGUCAUCUUCAGAAAUACAGGCUUAGUAAAAAUCUCAACGGACAAACUAAUAAUGGCUGUACCAAAAUUUCAAUGAAUAUUGGUGCGGUUGCAAUGGCAGGCGAAAGAAUAUCUGAAGUAAACAACACCCCAAUGAAUAAUUUAAGUAUUGGACCUCAAACAAAUAAGGGAAUACAAACUGGCGAAGCGCUGCAUAUUCAAAUUGAAGUGCAUAGAAGGCUGCAUGAGCAUAUCGAGGUUCAGCGGCUUUUACAGCUUGGUAUCGAGGCGCAAGGGAAGUACCUACAGUCGGUGCUGGAGAAAGCUCAAGAGACUCUCCAUAGACAGAAUUUGGGCACCAUGGGGCUCGAAACGGCCAAAGUUCAGCUAUCGGAACUGGUGUCGAAAGUGUCUAACCAUCGUCUGAACUCGGCGUUUUCGGAUUUGAAAGAAUUGCAAGGUUUAUACAGUCAACCGAACCCCGCCAAUGAUUGUUCAAUGGAUAGUUGCUUGGCAUCUUGUGAAGGGUCUUUAAAAGAUCAAGAGAUACACAACAAUGGAAUGUGUUCAAGAAGCUACGGUACUCACAAAGAUCCAUUGAUGCAGCAAACCGAGCCGAAAGCGUCCGAAAACAAAAUGAUGGGCUACGACUUGUUUACGGACAGGAGCUGCGGUGAUUUAUCGAUGAGCGUGGGAUUACGAGGAAGCUUUUCCGAAGGAAAAUUCGAAGAGCAUAGUUUCACAGAUGAAGGAAACAAAAGGGUGGAUUCAGUUAAUAGAUUGCCUUACUUUGCAACGAAGCAGGAUUUAAAUGUUGACGAACAACAUAAUGUUGGAUCUUCAAGUUGCAGAAUGUUUGAUCUCAAUGGUUUUAGUUGGAGCUGAAGAUUGAGGUUCUUCGUCUUCAAGAUUUCAGAAUAACCCUAAACUCUAGGCCCUAAACCCUAAACAAAUAAAAUCUCAUUCGAUUCAACAUUGGAUGUCGGAGAAGAAAGUUCCUGUCUUUUUAUGAUUGCUUCUUACAAAAAUAUUAGAUAUUUGGAGCAGUAUCAUGUGUGGAGGAAACAUAGGUUCAAUUUUAUGUGUUCAAAGACUUGUUUCAUUUG
Molecule: messenger RNA, 1426 nt
Organism: Hibiscus syriacus
Lineage: Eukaryota; Viridiplantae; Streptophyta; Magnoliopsida; Malvales; Malvaceae
Product: myb-related protein 2-like
Exons: 5
Coding region: 105-1205 (366 amino acids)
Molecular function (GO): DNA-binding transcription factor activity; DNA binding
Source: RefSeq, a predicted model, not a curated record